Molecule: messenger RNA, 1171 nt
Organism: Aspergillus pseudotamarii
Lineage: Eukaryota; Fungi; Ascomycota; Eurotiomycetes; Eurotiales; Aspergillaceae
Exons: 3
Coding region: 264-1031 (255 amino acids)
Source: RefSeq, a predicted model, not a curated record
GCCCACGCUGACUACUAUAUAAUUCUGGAAUUCCAAACAAAGAACUUUGAAUUUCCAGUUUACCUGGUGAAUCCCCGCAGGGAAGACAACUGGUGGGAUAACAAUUAUCGUCCGAUGCCAUCGCAUGCAGCCAAGAAAGGUAGAUACGAGCUAGGGAUAGGAAUUGGGGGGUCAACCAACCACCACAUAAGGCUGGCUUCUUCUGCAAUCGACCCAUUCUCUCCCUUGACAAACAUGCCCUCACCCGUCAGAGCCGAUUUACAAUGUCAACAAUAACCCCCCGCCCCACCCUCGACCCCGGAUGGGCACCAUCAGUAUACGGCUGUAACAGGAAAGGUGACUUCUGGAGCUGGAACUUCCAUACCGAGAAUGAUCAGCGCACGGUCCUAGGAGGCCCAUCUCAGACCACCAACUGCCUCCCAUCGACCUGGGAUCCCUCCCAGGCCUAUGCAGGAACGCAAUGUCCGACGGGUUACACCUCUGCCUGUCUGUCAACCGGGUCGGCUAUGCCAACAACGACAGUUUGCUGCCCCACAAUUUAUUCGUUUAGUUGCGUUGAGAAUGCGAGCAAAAACCCCCACGGCCCCUGGUUUCCUUGUAUGUCGCAGUAUGACACUGCUACGAAACGAAGGAUUACCGUGACCGACUUCGCUGCGAAUACAAUCGACUUUACGGAUGUUAAUCAAGGAACCAAUCUUCAUCUGUUUGCCAUGGGUAUCAGCCAUACCAGUCCGACCGCAACCGACCCAGCGGACUCGGAUCCAACACCGUCACCCUCCGGUACCUCUGAGCCCAGCUCUUCGAGUAGCAUAAGUGCAGGUGCAGCCGCCGGUAUCGGCGUUGGGUCUGCGGCCGGUGUUAUGCUCAUAGCAUUGCUGGGAUGGUUCUUGCUCCUGCGAAGGAAGAAAGCAGAGUUGAAUGCCCCUCCAGUCGCCCAAUAUCCUGUACAAAUCGGUGACGGGAAAGACAUGACCCGUAAUACGCAACCCCAGGAAUUAUAUGGGGAUGGAGCGAGGGAACUUCCGGGUUAAGCAAUGGAGCGGGCUGUGCAGGGAUUGAGGCAUGGUAAACCCGGACUAUGCAUUGAUUGUUACGCCAAGGGCCUGGGGUAUAAUGGGAUUGUUAUGCGGUGCCCGGUUUUGAUAUCUUAAUUAAUUAAUACCCGAAGAUG